This is a messenger RNA of Knipowitschia caucasica, 651 nucleotides long. NCBI's taxonomy places the organism in Eukaryota, Metazoa, Chordata, Actinopteri, Gobiiformes, Gobiidae. The record is from the annotation of a GenBank genome assembly.
AUGUGCAACGGCAACAACGACAAACUGAACGUGGGCAGCUCCCGCUCCUGCAGGUACGCCUCCAUCUGCACCACCCAGUCCGGGACAGGUCCAGGGAACAGCGGGGCAGGCUCCGGCUGCGGAACAACAGGAUCAGGACGAGGAGGAGAAGACUUUCGUUUGCAUUUACGAAAGACAGGAGGAGACUCAGGGGGAGGAAGAGGAGCAACAGGGCGCCAAGCAGAAGGAGCAGAGGAAAGCUUAGGGCGCUUGGCAGGAGGAGCAGAGGAGCGACAAGCAGGAGGAACAGAGGAAAGUUUAGUAGGAGGAGCAGAGGGGAGCGGAGCAGGAGGAGCAGAGGAGCGGGAGGCAGGAGGAACAGAGGAAGACUUAGCAGGAGGAGCAGAGGAAAGCUUAGCUGGAGGACCAGCUAAGCGCCAAGUAGGAGGAGCAGAGAAGCGCCAAGCAGGAGGAGCACAGGAGCGCCAAGCGAGAGGAACAGAGGUAAGCUUACGUUGCUUACGAGAAGAGGCAGAGGAAAGCUUAGAGCGCUUAGCAGGAGGAGCAGAAGAAGGAGGCAGAGCAGGAGGAGCAGAGGGGCGGGCAGAGGAGGGCUUAGCAGGAGUAGGAGGAGGAACAGAAGGGCGAGGAAGGAGAGAAGAAGAAGAGUAG